This is a messenger RNA of Osmerus eperlanus (European smelt), 2635 nucleotides long. RefSeq names its product transmembrane protein, adipocyte asscociated 1 (gene tpra1). The transcript is spliced from 10 exons. Gene Ontology annotation, cellular component: plasma membrane. NCBI's taxonomy places the organism in Eukaryota, Metazoa, Chordata, Actinopteri, Osmeriformes, Osmeridae. Gene Ontology annotation, biological process: G protein-coupled receptor signaling pathway. Gene Ontology annotation, molecular function: G protein-coupled receptor activity. The record is from RefSeq and is a predicted model, not a curated record. Bases 299 to 1372 code for a protein of 357 amino acids.
ACAUUCACACCAUCGCGGAAGAAGAACGUCUGCAACGUGAAAAGGAAGUUGUCACACUCCACAGAUCUAGUUGAAAAAACGAAAGCUGAUUGUCAGCUGACCAAAGAAGGAACGUAUUAUUAUUUAGCUAGCUAGCUACUGUAGCAGUGCUGGAAAUGUCGUAGUUAUUUCCCCUUAGUAAUAAGCACAUUGAAUAUACUGCUAUGUCGUCUGCUUCUGAACUAUAGACACUAUUGGGAAUAAUAACGUAAAUUGGCCUUGAAAUUAAGACUAGAGCUAAGUGAACGGCCCAGGCAUUAUGCUUGACACGGCGGUGACUGCGGUGGUAAGGUUUGCCAAGUACAACAGCAGUGUGUUCCCCACACCUGUGGACAACACUUCUGUAUUUCCUACCUGGCAACCCAACUCAGAGGCCAACAUCAGCAAACCUCACAAAUGUCUACAAGUCCUUUACGAAGACAUUGGGGACUCCAGAGUUCGGUUUUGGGAUCUCUUGCUGCUGGUGCCCAAUGUGGCGUUCUUUAUAUUCCUGAUGUGGAAGCUUCCCUCCGCCAGGGCCAAGAUCCGGCUAACCUCAAGCCCCAUCUUCAUCACCUUCUAUAUACUGGUGUUUGUGGUUGCAGCAGUGGGAAUCACCCGGGCGAUAGUGUCCAUGACCGUCAGUGCCUCCAGUGCUGCUACCAUUAUAGACAAGGUGCUGUGGGAGAUCACUCGCUUCUUCUUGCUGACUAUUGAGCUCAGCGUUAUCAUUCUGGGACUGGCAUUUGGUCACUUGGAGAGCAAGUCCAGCAUAAAGCGUGUACUUGCCAUCACUGCUGUGCUAGCUCUGGGUUACUCCAUUACACAGGGUACAUUGGAGAUCCUAUACCCUGACGAGCACCUAUCCGCUGAGGACUUCAAUAUCUAUGGCCAUGGGGGACGACACUUCUGGUUGGCCAGCUCUUGCUUUUUCUUCCUGGUGUACUCUCUGAUCUUCAUCCUACCCAAAACCCAGAUGAAGGAAAGGAUAUCUCUGCCCUCUAAGAAGAGUUUCUACGUGUAUGCAGCCAUCCUGUCUUUGCUCAACUUGGUCCAGGGCCUGGGCAGUGCCUUGCUUUGUGCUGACAUAAUAGAGGGACUUUGCUCGGAGCCAAAGAUCCUCUUCUCUUACAAGUCCCAGGUUGAUGAGCCUGAUGAGACGGACGUGCACCUGCCCCCCACCACCUCCUCAAGCCUUGGUCGCAAGGAGGUGGAGCAGGCUUCCUUUUACUCCAGCACCCAGAUUGAUGGGUCUGACACUGGGGCCUACCUGGACGACGUGGUAUCGGGACCCUAUGGGGCCGGCAGCAUCAACAGCAUUGACAGCGACCGCUGGAGGGCCAUCAACGCUUAGCAGGAAGAGAAAAAAAGGAAAGAAGUGGAGCAAUGGGAAGGAUAAAUUGAGUUGGACUGUGUAGGGAAUGACCAUGGUGGAUAGGGAGGUAAAUAAUUGAAGCAAAAGAGCAUGGAGAGUGCUUAAGUGGGAGCUCUGCUGGGGUAUAUUGAGACUAAAUAGGAAGGCUAAGCCAGAAAGCCAGAGGAAAUAUUGCACGUGAUGCCCCACCUCCUGUCAGGAUACUAAGAAUUGAGAGACUAUGAGAUUGCACCUGGUUAGCUUUCAAGCAGGUGACAAAGUCCAUAACUGUAGAAAUUGUACUCCAUUUGGCCCAUGGCAUCCCCUCCAUAUCAGCUGUUGCUGCCUCAUUCAGUCUGUUUCACACAUUUUACAAUACCUACUGUAGCCACAGCUACUGUGGAGUAAUACUUCCAUGCUUUGUAAGUAAAUCAGUGGUUUAUCAAGAUUAAAACAAAUCAAUGUUAAGUGUCCCAAUUCUAUUCUUCUAUUCUGUUUGGGAUUAUUGGAAAAUAUCAAUUUAUACCUAAUAAUUGUGACUCCCUUUCAAGCUAAGCCUCAGUUGUCUCGCAAAAGGACCUUCCCUACAAAUAGGGUAAUGUGGUAUUGUACCACAUUGUAAAUUCUUUAAUAACUGAAAUUUUGUUAUUCAUGUUUGAAAGGUUGUGUAAACUCAUGUCUUCAUAAUUUUCUCCACAUAAUUUAUUAGUGUGAGUUGAUGCACCCUUGGGACCAGCAUACCGAGCAGUGCAUUUGGUACUGUGUGAGACUCACUGUUGGGUCCUGGUUGAGACCCAACAUGGAAGCAUUCCCAAUGACAAUAUGUCAUAGAUACAUGUAAGAAUUUGCUGUUUUUAUUUAUGCAAGUUUGGUGAUUCAUUCCUUUUAUGUUGGGGGUUAUGGUGCACCAUAUUAAUCAUUCCUUGUAUUAAUCAGGAUUAAAUCUCAUUCUCAGUCAAUAAAGACCUUAUCCAAGAAAUGUAUUAGAAGAUAUUGCACGUAUAAGUGUUUUGAUGACCCCUUUAAAUUUGAAGAUACAGAAAGUUAGUUUUCUAUCCUGACAGUUUGCAAUAAAUCUCAUUUUAAAGAUGUGGGACUGCUUAACUCAAAUAAUUGACAUAAGACAGAAUUCAUACUUAAUUUUUGAAACUGUGCUCUUGUACUAUUGCUAAGGACCAGUAAAUAUUACACAGUAUGUUUGGUGACCAACUACCUAUAUAAUAAAAUGAGGUAUUAAAAUGCUUAAGCUAAAAUACCAAAAAG